Didymella exigua CBS 183.55 is the source of this 1062-nucleotide messenger RNA. RefSeq names its product kinase-like protein. Gene Ontology annotation, biological process: peptidyl-serine phosphorylation; endocytosis; signal transduction. The transcript is spliced from 4 exons. Gene Ontology annotation, cellular component: nucleus; cytoplasm. NCBI's taxonomy places the organism in Eukaryota, Fungi, Ascomycota, Dothideomycetes, Pleosporales, Didymellaceae. The coding region runs from base 1 to 1062 and encodes 353 amino acids. Gene Ontology annotation, molecular function: protein serine/threonine kinase activity; ATP binding. The record is from RefSeq and is a predicted model, not a curated record.
AUGACGACAAUGGAUCUCCGCGUCGGCAAUAAGUACAGAAUCGGCCGCAAGAUUGGUAGCGGUUCCUUCGGUGACAUCUACCUCGGCACUAACAUCAUCUCGGGCGAGGAGAUUGCUAUCAAGCUCGAGAGUGUCAAGGCUAAGCACCCUCAGCUUGAGUAUGAGGCUCGUGUCUACAAGUCCCUCGCCGGCGGUGUCGGUAUCCCAUUCGUGCGCUGGUUCGGCACCGAGUGCGACUACAACGCCAUGGUCCUCGAUCUGCUGGGUCCUUCACUCGAAGAUCUCUUCAACUUCUGCAACCGCAAGUUCUCGCUGAAGACCGUCCUUUUGCUCGCCGAUCAGCUCAUCUCCCGCAUCGAGUACAUCCACGCAAAGUCCUUCAUCCACCGUGAUAUCAAGCCUGACAACUUCCUCAUGGGCAUUGGCAAGCGUGGCAACCAGGUCAACGUUAUCGAUUUCGGUCUGGCCAAGAAGUACCGCGAUCCCAAGACCCACUUCCACAUCCCGUACAGAGAGAACAAGAACCUGACUGGUACCGCUCGUUACGCUUCCAUCAACACCCACUUGGGUGUCGAGCAGUCCCGCCGUGACGACAUGGAGUCUCUUGGAUACGUCAUGCUCUACUUCUGCCGCGGCUCUCUACCCUGGCAAGGUCUUAAGGCGGCUACUAAGAAGCAGAAGUACGACCGCAUUAUGGAGAAGAAGAUGACUACCCCUACCGAGGUCCUCUGCCGUGGCUUCCCCAACGAGUUUGCCAUCUACCUGAACUACACCCGGUCUCUCCGCUUCGACGACAAGCCCGACUACUCCUACCUCCGCAAGAUCUUCCGCGACCUCUUCGUCCGUGAGGGCUUCCAGUACGACUAUGUCUUUGACUGGACUGUCUACAAGUACCAGAAAAACGCCCAGGCCAUCGCUCAGGCUGCUGGUCAGGGUCAGGGCGAGGAGGAUGACAAGGGCCGCGGACGCCUAGUCACCACCACUGCCGCUGCCAACGCUGGCACUGCGGCCGGAGCCAAGCGCGGACCGGUCAAUGCACGCCAGGAGGGCACCGGAAUGUGA